Messenger RNA from Guyanagaster necrorhizus, 699 nucleotides. RefSeq lists its product as uncharacterized. NCBI's taxonomy places the organism in Eukaryota, Fungi, Basidiomycota, Agaricomycetes, Agaricales, Physalacriaceae. Bases 1 to 699 code for a protein of 232 amino acids. The transcript has 5 exons. The record is from RefSeq and is a predicted model, not a curated record.
AUGUCUUUCAAACUUACGAUUGCCCCCGUUAAGCCUGCGGACAUUCCUGCUCAACCAGUAAUCCUCUCCGCAGGAGAAUCCCUCCUCAAAUCAACUUCGUCCUGGAAACCAGGCAAAACCUACCAUAAAACGGUCAAAACCUACUCGCGGGGCAAGGAAACGGGCGACGGGGCUCCAUGGCAUUGCCGCGUCAGCGAACACCCCCCCGCCGAAGCUACGUUUGACCAGAUGUGGAGCAAGCUAGGCACGGACAAGGCUGUGAACGAGAAAGAAUACGUCUCAGAUAUCAACAAGGUUGCCAAAGUCAAAGACAUCUCCCCCACGCAAUCGAUCUGGACCUUGUAUUACAAGUUUACGCCGCCCAUCCAGCCACGCGUGUUUACUGUCCUUCAAGUCGUGCACUUGACUGAGACUUCGCCCCGUACUGGGACGGUUGUUUCUAUUCCGAUUGAUCUAUCAUCGCCGGAAGAUGCUGACCUUGCGAAGCUGGAAGAAAAAGGUGUCAAGGGUCGGUAUGUCAGCGUGGAACAGUUGAUCGAGCUGGAAAAUGGGAACACAGAGUGGCGCAUGGCAACUUCGAGCACACCUGGAGGCCUCAUACCCUCUUUCUUGGCAGAGGCUACGAUGAAUAGUACAAUUGCUGAGGAUGUGCCUCAUUUCAUGAAAUGGCUUCAUAGUUUGCCCUCGGAAUCCAAAUGA